Dufourea novaeangliae is the source of this 3869-nucleotide messenger RNA. It is a transcript of the gene MICAL-like, whose product is annotated as MICAL-like protein 1. NCBI's taxonomy places the organism in Eukaryota, Metazoa, Arthropoda, Insecta, Hymenoptera, Halictidae. The transcript has 11 exons. The coding region runs from base 516 to 3869 and encodes 1117 amino acids. Gene Ontology annotation, molecular function: protein binding. The record is from RefSeq and is a predicted model, not a curated record.
UUCAGCGAUUUGACCGGUCUCGACUAAUUUCUGUGUCACUGUUUUCUUUUUCUUUUUUACUUCGAAAAUCAUGAUACACGAAUAAAGUGGUCUGAACGAAAUUGCUCUGCUUUUGUUCGAUUGAAUUUGAUGUUUUAUAAACAGAUUUACGAAUUUUCUAGUGACAUAUGUGUUGCACUAGUUAGUCACGAAAUUGAGGUUAGGAGAGGCGUGACAUAGUUUGGUGUAUAAGUGCCGUGCACGACUACUCAGAGACAGGUGGUGAAAAUACAUGUAUAAUGCAACCGUAUGAAAUUAAGAGAAAUUAGGAGAACUAGUUGUGUUGUAUAUGCUCGGUCGAAAGGAAGAAACAGCAUUCGUAGUUUGUUUCGUACAUAAGGACUGAAAUUGAAGAAUCUCCAACUAAAGUAUCCAGGACAGAAAUUUCGUCCAUCUCUGCGGGAAAACGUAAACAGCGGUGAAAAGCUGGGUAAAAGUUUCACAAGAGGGACAGGAAACGGAAGUGUCUAUUCAAAAUGGGCGAGAAACGGGGCACAAAGGCGCUAGAACUCUGGUGCAGACGGAUAACCGAAGGUUAUCCCGGCGUGAAUGUACAAAACAUGACGACCUCUUGGAAAGACGGCCUUGCUUUCUGUGCAAUGAUUCAUCACUUUCGGCCAGAGCUCAUUGAUUUUGACAGUCUAGAUAAGAACGACGUCUAUCGGAACAAUGAGCUGGCUUUCAGAACAGCAGAGCAACAUUUGGGGAUUCCAGCACUGUUGGAUGCAGAGGAUAUGGCCUCUUGUUCCGUCCCGGAUCGGUUAUCAAUUCUAACUUAUCUUUCACAGUUUUAUCAAACAUUUGUUGGUUCCUCGCCAAAUCGACCCCCAGUAAACAGAACAACAAAACCUGAGGACGAAAGGAUUACUCCAGUAUCUGAAUCUCCAAAACAAAAGGUGGUGUCGUGUCUGGGUGUGCGGAGAGAUUCAUGUAUUGUGUGCGGACUUCCGGUCUUCUUGGCGGAGAAGUUGGUGGUCGCUCGUCUGACUUAUCAUCGGACGUGUUUCCGUUGCGCUCGUUGCAGCAAUCAGUUAACACACGGGAAUUAUUAUGAGACGGAGGCGGGCGGUUUCUGCUGCGAGACAUGCCCCGACGAGGGGAUCUCGUCGUCUGUGAUACAAAAAUAUAACGAGAUCCCGAAAUGCGGCGACACGUCGGGAAAGACCGAAGAAGACGAUGACACUGUCACGGAUUCGAGCGACCAGGAAUCUCUGAGCGAGGAAACAGACAGAAGCGUACGUAGUCGUGGCUCUGCGAAACGAUUGCAAUUCGAGGACGCUGUUAUUCCUGAAUUGGUCGCACAAACGUCACGAUUAAGAUUGAAUUUCAUAUCGAACCAUUUGCUCGCGGAAGAGAAUGGAGAAACCGUUACCAAUUUGGACGCGGCAGAUGGAGCCUCGAAUGUUCUCGAGAAUGACGUCGUGAAUAUAGAAACAGAAGCUACAAUUAGAUUAGGUACGUCAUUCCCGGUCAAGAUGGACGAAAACAACGGGCAAAAUGACGAUUUCUCCGGCACUUAUUCGAAACUUGAAUCUCAGAAUAGAGAAGAAGAAGACAUGAUCGAAAGAGAUGGUAUAUGUGUAAUGAAAACGGAUGAUGUAGGUGAUAAAUUAAAUUGUAGCAUGAAAACGGAGGAACAGAAAUUCAGUGUUCCUUUGGCUCGUGCCGUAAAUAAGGAUAAAUCUAUUAGUUUAGUUACUAAAACAAAUAAUACAGAGGAAUUGUUAGGUCAUACCGAUGAGGAUGAGGAGAGUGAGAGGUGCCUUUCGUUGGUUCAAAAGAGGUUGAAGUUGUUUGAGGCUCGUGAGAAGGAAGAUCACACGAGAAUAAGGCAGAGUAAACCUCAAAGUACCGAAGAACGAAAAUCUAAAAUACAUAAUAAUGGGAAAGUAGAGACAGUGAAAGAAGAUCGUGCAGGUGUAAAAGUCGAAUUAGAAGAGAUAAAUGGACCGAAAGUUUUGGAUGACGGAAUAAGGAGUCCGAAAAUUAAUCGAAUUGAAGGUACAGAGGAGGAGAACUCUUUAGGAUUAGUUAGAAAAAAUUCUGGUAAAUUGAGUUCAGAAGCGACUGAACCAGUUAGUACCGAGGAAAGCGAUAUUUCAAGUAAUGUUAAGAAUCUCAAUAUACAAGAGAGCAACAAGAAUGUUACGACUGUGUCUGAGGCGUCAUCAGCACCUCCUUGGAAGUUAUCUACAAACACUGUAACAGUUAAUACAGACGAAGAAAGUAGUGAAGAUCAAACAGUUCCUGCUCCAUCUGUUGAGCAAGUUAAUGAAUGUUGUGAAAAAGACAGUGAUCUGAAUGUACAUAAAGAUUAUCAAAAAAGUUUAAAUCCCUUCAGUUGCGAUGAUGAUGAGGAGGAGGAUGUUGUUGACAAUCAGUCGACAAGUACAGACAAUCUUAAGAGUAGUAAUUCAACAAAUCCCUUUGAAAAUGAAGAGACUGAAGAAGCGGAAGAAAAGGAGGAAAAGAAAGUCACCCCGCCAAUACCUGCCAAGAGAAGCAAUUUCAGCAACAGUCCUAAACAAGAAGUGUUCACGGACGUACAAACAAAACGGCGUUUGGCUGCACCGAAAAUUAGUUUAAAUCCUUUUUGGAGCGAUGACGAUGAUCAUGACAGCGAUUUGGAAUAUCUAGACAGGACACCUGAGCAUUUGCCUGUUCCUAAACCACGAACUAUGCAUACCGAAUCCGGAGGAACACCUGGAGUAAUUUCUCGAAAGAAAAAACCAGCGCCAUUGCCUCCAAGCAACAGGGAACCGGUUGUUACCGAGCAACAAGCGUCCUUAGUGCUCGAACUACAGAAAACUUCGUCCGAAUACCACAAUUCAUAUCCACGCACAACACCCAAGGCACGAAAAGCAAAACCAGCUCCACCGCCACCGAUGCCCACAAGCACACCGUGUCACACAGCCGCUGUCUCUACACUCAGUCUCGAAGAAUCUCCAAUAAUCGAAACGUAUAACAUAACUGAAAAUACGAAUUUAUGGGAAGAUAAAAAGACGAAUAAAGACGAACUAAACAGGAGCAAGCAAACUUUCACGCACAUUUCAUGCGGGGAUAAUUCUGAUUAUCACUCGCCAUACACAGACAAAAGUACACAGGGAAAAUGGAAAAGGAAGAAGGGGCCAGCUCCGCCAUGUCCAAUACCACAUAGAAGAAAAAUAAAAGUAAUGUCCCUUAAGGAUGUCAAACUGGAAUUGGAUGAAAUUGAAUUACAGCAACAAGGUCUAGAAAAACAAGGUGUGCGAUUAGAGCAACUGAUUAGGAAUAAAUGCGAAACAGGAUCGAAUAAUGAAGAUGUUUCACUGGGAACCGAUGUGGAGGAGUUAGUCUUAGAACUAUUCGCUCUUGUAAAUGAGAAAAAUGAAUUGUUUAGACGGCAAGCGGAAUUAAUGUUACUUCGAAGGCAACAGAGAUUGGAAGAAGAGCAUGUUGAGGUCGAAUAUCAAAUUCGAUGUUUAAUGUCGCAAAACGAAUCCACAAAAACGGAUUUCGAGAAACAGAAAGAAGAAGCAUUAAUACAAAGACUUGUACAAAUCGUCGAGAAGCGGAAUGAGAUUGUCGAGUGUUUGGAAAUGGAUCGUCGUAGAGAAAUAGAAGAGGAUCGAAGUAUACACAAGCACAUGGGUCUGCUUGCUGCUAAGACGAAAAAUGACACACCGGACAAUGAUCUGUAUGAUCCCUGUUGUUCAAGAACGAAGAAAGGCAAACCAAAGAAGAAAACAAAAGAGAAGAAGUCGAAAAGAUUAUCUAAAAAGGAUAUCGAUAAGGAUAUAGACGAGACUGAGGUAAAACAGAAACGCCACAAUAAGCGAAAAUGGUUUUAA